GGAUUAUCCAACUUGUCGACUGCAAAUUCCAUCUCGACAGGUACCUCCUCUAUUAUCGCUCACUUGUGAACGAUCUCCAACAGUGGCAUGCCGUUGCCGACCACGACUGCCCCACCCACCAACCCACACGUGUACCUCCAGAACUUGGUCGAAUUGACCGACGAUGAGUACACGCCGCCGCCACCUCCUGCGUUUGACGAAGACCUGCGCACAUUCCGUCGCCCUGAAGCCCUCGAGUACGGUCGCCAGAUCAAAUCCACGCUCUUCACUCUCGACCCCGCCGUGAACUUUCUUAACCACGGAAGCUACGGCUCGUGCUCCAAGCCGGUUAUGGCCGUGCGGGAAGCAUACUUGCGUCGGCAAGAGUUUGAGCCGAUCAAGUUCAUGGAAGACUUGGGGCCUCGGUUAGCGCGAGUUACGCGCAUCGUGGCCAAAUACGUGCACGCAGAGCCCCGUCAAAUCGCCCUCGUACCGAAUGCGUCGGCGGGCACCACGAGUGUCCUUCGGUCGUUUCCGUUUCCCAAGGACAGCGUCAUCGUGUCGUUCAACCUUGAAUACGUGCCCGUGACGUACCAGAUGGCGCUCACGGGGCUCAAGCAGCAUGUCAUCGACCUGUCUCCGCCGUUCUCGGCCGCGGGGGUCCUCAAGGCCUUCCGAGAGGCACUGGACAACACGGACACGAUUGGCAUGGUUGUGGUCGAUCACAUUACGAGUACCAGUGGUCUCGUCUUGCCUGUCAAGGACAUCAUUCACAUGUGCAAAACCCGCGGCAUCCCCGUGCUCGUGGACGGCGCCCACGCGAUCGGUCAAAUUCCGCUCAACCUAACCGACCUGCAGCCAGACUUUUACGUAUCCAACUUCCACAAGUGGAUGCUCUCGCCCAAGUCGGCGGCGUUCCUGUACAUCCGCGAGCCAUCCAAGUACACGAUUCGACCCACAGUGAUCAGCCACGGCUUUGGACACGGCACAUUUGCCGAGUUCAAUCUCAUCGGUACGAAUGAUUGUCGUUGUAUUCGUAUUUGGUGUCGACACCUGUCGGUCACACGUUGAAGCGGUCGUGCGUUCGUUUGUUGCGUUUGAGUUUGCACAUUCGAACAACCGACUGAGCAUCGUUAUUGCAUUUGGGGAUUGAUUGUACUACAGGCACGAUGGACUACUCGGCGUCGCUGGCGGUCCCGGCGUCGCUGGCAUUCCACGACGCGAUGGGCGGCACUGCCUUGAUGGCGCGCAACCAUGACGUGUGCGUGACGGCGGCGUUGAAACUGGCUGAGACGUGGCAGACGACCCUCUUGACGGACGAGGUGGACACGAUGAUCGGCAGCAUCUGCGUCGUGGAGCUGCCGCCGGCACUCUUUGUCGGCCACUCGGACGACGUGGACGUCGCCUUAGAGACGCUCCGUCUCGUGCUUCGAACGCACUACCGCAUCGAAGCCAAGACGGCGCACGUGGGCGGCAUCCCCGGCCUGCGCAUCUCGACGCAAAUGUACAACGAGGCCGCCGAUUACGACGACUUGGGCGCGGCGGUACUGGAUAUUCUCACGCGCGACGCCGCCGACUUGACCGUGUAGACCACCAGAACGAUGUCGCAUGGUCGUAAUAAUGAAGUGAACGGAGUUUGGUUUCGAUAACUCUGUUGAGUAUUGGA
Molecule: messenger RNA, 1645 nt
Organism: Aphanomyces astaci
Lineage: Eukaryota; Oomycota; Saprolegniomycetes; Saprolegniales; Verrucalvaceae
Exons: 2
Coding region: 88-1050 (320 amino acids)
Source: RefSeq, a predicted model, not a curated record